GAGACGUCACCGCGGCCGCCCCGCGGGCGCCGCCAUGUUGGGGGUCCUCGCCGCGGCCGCGUAGGUGUCUUCAUAAGAUGCCGGCUCGGCGGCGCCCGGCUUUCUCCCCCCAAAAUGGCGUCCAUGCGGGAGAGCGACACGGGCCUGUGGCUGCACAACAAGCUGGGGGCCACCGACGAGCUAUGGGCGCCGCCCAGCAUCGCGUCCCUGCUCACCACCGCGGUCAUCGACAACAUCCGCCUCUGCUUCCACGGCCUCUCCUCGGCCGUGAAGCUCAAGCUGCUGCUCGGGACGCUGCACCUCCCGCGCCGCACCGUGGACGAGAUGAGGGGCGCCCUGGCAGAGAUUAUCCAGCUGGCUACCCUGGACUCGGACCCCUGGGUUCUCAUGGUAGCUGACAUCCUGAAGUCCUUUCCCGACACAGGCUCGCUUAACCUUGACCUCGAAGAGCAGAAUCCCAACGUUCAAGACAUUUUAGGAGAACUUAGAGAAAAGGUGAACGAGUGUGAGGCGUCCGCCAUGCUGCCCCUGGAGUGCCGGUACCUGAACAAAAGUGCCCUGACCACUCUCGCCGGGCCUCUCACGCCCCCGGUGAAACACUUCCAGUUGAAGAGGAAGCCGAAGAGCGCCACGCUGAGGGCAGAGCUGCUGCAGAAAUCCACUGAGACAGCCCAGCAGCUGAAGAGGAGCGCAGGGGUGCCCUUUCACGCCAAAGGUCGGGGCCUGCUCCGGAAAAUGGACACCACAACCCCACUCAAAGGCAUCCCGAAGCAGGCACCCUUCCGAAGCCCCACCACCCCCAGUGUCUUCAGUCCUGCCGGGAACCGGACACCCAUCCCGCCUUCGAGGACUCCUCUGCGGAAGGAGAGGGGCGUGAAGCUGCUUGACAUCUCUGAGCUAGAUAUGGUGGGUGCCGGCCGGGAGGCGAAGAGGAGGAGGAAGACGCUGGAUGCGGAGGUGGUGGAAAAGACAGCCAAGGAGGAGACCAUCGUGGAGAACGCCACCCCGGAUUACGCAGCUGGCCUGGUGUCCACACAGAAACUUGGGUCCUUGAACAGUGAGCCCGCAUUGCCCUCCACAAGCUACCUGCCUGCCACACCCAGCGCGGUCCCGGCCUCGUCCUACGUCCCCAGCUCUGAGACCCCGGCAGCACCGUCCUCUCGGGAAGCGGGUCUGCAGGCCAGCCGGCCGCCUGAGGAGCCCAGCACUCCCAGCCCCGCGCUGCCAGCACAGUUCAAGCAGAGGGCCCCCAUGUACAACAGCGGCCCCAGCCCUGCCGCCUCUGCGCCUUCAACGCCCACCUCCCCCCUGACGCCCACCACACCCCCAGCUGUCACCCCGACUGCCCAGACACCUCCAGUGGCCAUGGUGGCCCCGCAGACCCAGCCCCCUGCCCAGCAGCAGCCCAAGAAGAACCUGUCCCUCACGAGGGAGCAGAUGUUCGCCGCGCAGGAGAUGUUCAAAACAGCCAACAAAGUUACGCGGCCUGAGAAGGCCCUCAUCCUGGGCUUCAUGGCUGGCUCCCGAGAGAACCCGUGCCAGGAGCAGGGUGACGUGAUCCAGAUCAAGCUGAGCGAGCACACAGAAGACCUGCCCAAGUCAGACGGCCAGGGGAGUACCACAAUGCUGGUGGACACCGUGUUCGAGAUGAACUACGCCACAGGCCAGUGGACACGCUUCAAGAAGUACAAGCCCAUGGCCAACGUGUCCUAGAGGCCCCCCGCACACCCACCUUCACCGUGGGGCUCUGAGGGACAGCCGGCGACUGCUGCCGAGCCCCAGCCCAUGGAAGCUUUUAGGUUCAUUUCUCGGGGGUGUUGUGGACUUAUUUUUUAAAUUUUAAUAUGGGUUACCUUUUGUGUGAUUUCAGAUACUUUUUUGGAUUCAAUAUUACAUUUUUGAAUGUUAAAGUUAACCAAAAAAGUUGUAACUUCCUAAUUUUAGCAACAGCUCUGCCAGUUAGACUUUUAUCUUUUUUUUUAUUUUUUCUUAAAUUCCAAGGACCAUGAGGGAGGGCUCUUCCUUGCUAGCGUGAUGCUCUCUCCGCCCUGCAAGGUUGAGGUGACCAAAGUGAGGCCCAGUGCAGUUGAGAACGGGGUGGGGACGGCCCGCCACGUGCCCAGAGCGGGGACGCCGGGCCACACGCUCUACGUGCAGGUUUUCUAUUUGUCUUUUGUACGGUUGUGAGCAUUGAGACCAGUCUUCUGGUUCCUGUUUUCAUUGUACAAUCUGAGUAAUUAAAGUAUAGCUUUUCUAAAGAAA
Lutra lutra (Eurasian river otter) is the source of this 2262-nucleotide messenger RNA. RefSeq names its product negative elongation factor complex member A (gene NELFA). The transcript has 11 exons. Gene Ontology annotation, cellular component: NELF complex. Gene Ontology annotation, biological process: negative regulation of transcription elongation by RNA polymerase II. The record is from RefSeq and is a predicted model, not a curated record. Bases 115 to 1713 code for a protein of 532 amino acids. NCBI's taxonomy places the organism in Eukaryota, Metazoa, Chordata, Mammalia, Carnivora, Mustelidae.